CGGAGGGACCUUGUGUUAAGUUCGAGUGAAUACAAGGGUCGAUCUUCGCAGGGUUCGUGAAUUGAUGAAAGGCUGUGAAAUAUUACAUGAAUUGUACUUUGCAAGCCAGUUGUUGUGACUCCCCUUUGAAAUUUCCCUUUCUUUGGCUUUUCGUCUUCUUCUUUUUCGAUCCGAUCGUCGAAUCAUGUCAUUUCCAGCGAUCUCCUACUCCCCUCAACCUCGUCGGACUGGCUCAGUCUCAAGCAACUCAAACCUAACCACAACCAACAACCCAACAGCACCAGCACCACCACCAGCACCUGCAGGACCACGGGCAAGCGGCAGCAGCUCACACAGCACUAGGAGUAGCACUACUACCAACCCUGUCAAUCCCUUCAACUCAUCUCACAUGGAAUCUACCGUCACCAGGCUGCUGGUAGCCACAAAACAACUACUCGAAUCUCUCACUGAUUGGUCCCAAGGCAAAAUCGAUGAGGGCGGCGUAUCCGACAUCUACGUCCGACUCGGAAACGAGUUCAAUGCCGCCAGUCUAGCCUUCACCAAGGAGGGCAUCAACAUGUCCGAUCUCAACUCAGUCCCAGAUGAUCUCCGAGCCUGUCUCGAAGCCGCCCUGUCAGAGGAAGCCAGUCCCAUCACUCUCGAUCAACACCUCCCUCAAAUCCGUCAGAUCGUCGUCCAUCUCCUCCAAGGCCUCAAAGUCAAACAGGCCAAGUGGAGAGCAGCCAAACGUCAACACGAUCAUGAAGCCUCAUCCUCCUAUACCAAUCGACCCGGCUCAGUCCGUGAACAUGGCAUCCCUCCCGACAGACCCCCUCUACCCCACCCCUCCAUCCGAAGCGGCCCACGCUCACUACAUGCUACCAGAAGCAGAGAAGACUUACGAAGGGCUGCCGUCGUCUCCACCUCCUCCCACAGUGAUCAUCAUCGCUCUCAGCCCUUACGAGCAACCAGCCCAGGUCCUAGUCACUCUCGCUCAAUAGGCCCAUCAGAUCAUCCAAACAUCCUCAAAUCUAGUGACCCCCUUCCCGGUACCAGAAGCUCUUACGAUAAUCCCUCCUCCGGUCCAUCCGUCCCUUCCAAAUCACGCAUGUCUCCCGUCAGUCGGGCAGUUCGAUCGGUUAAUGACUUCUCUGAGCGUCUUCGGGGCAACAAAGUCUCCCCUCCUCCUCCCGCACCACCACCACCACCCCCAAAUACCAUCUCAAUUCGAUUCCUCUCGCUCACAGUCUCGUCGCCAUGAUAAUAUCCCUAUCCCCCCUACACCUAACUCUCCGCGCUCCGAAUCAUCAAAUUCAUCCCCAGGUAUAUCCUCUCGAGGCCGUGAGAAAAG
Messenger RNA from Puccinia graminis f. sp. tritici CRL 75-36-700-3, 1330 nucleotides. RefSeq lists its product as uncharacterized. Lineage: Eukaryota; Fungi; Basidiomycota; Pucciniomycetes; Pucciniales; Pucciniaceae. Bases 185 to 1240 code for a protein of 351 amino acids. Gene Ontology annotation, cellular component: cell tip; cytoplasm. The record is from RefSeq and is a predicted model, not a curated record. The transcript is spliced from 3 exons. Gene Ontology annotation, biological process: establishment of cell polarity.